Molecule: messenger RNA, 1973 nt
Organism: Mercenaria mercenaria
Lineage: Eukaryota; Metazoa; Mollusca; Bivalvia; Venerida; Veneridae
Exons: 3
Coding region: 1-1665 (554 amino acids)
Source: RefSeq, a predicted model, not a curated record
AUGAAGAAGCUGGGUGCUGCAGGUACAGCUAAAUUUCAGUGCGGAUUAGAGGAACAAACAAACACCAUUCCACAUCCUGCAGAGCUGUUCCUAUUUCGAAGAAGCACACCAGAAAGAAUAAGUAAGUGGCAAACAUUCAUCAAAGAACAAGAUGAAACAGGAAUAAGUUCCUUAAUUGAACGAGGAAUAUUACCAAAUAAGGAUGAUCUGGAUCUUGCCUGUUAUAAAUUUGGAAGACGAUCGCAAACGUUCUCAAAUAUUCUCACUUUUACAUGCAAACAUAUCAAAUCGCUGUCUAGUAAUAUAUUUAAUGUCUGGACUUCAUAUGAUACUAAUGAGCUUGAAAAGAGUGGCAAAAUACAUAUAGUAUUCGUUGUUAUAACCGAAUGUGCUGCAUCCAUUCCCGAAGAAAUAAGUCGUGCUUACACUAUUUGUAAACGGCAAAAACAGGAAACUAGUAUGGAGAGUAAGGAAAUAUUGGAAAGUCGAUUGUCCGAUGUAUCACAAGGGAAAAACGGCGAAAUAACAGAAAGUAUCCUUGACAAACUUAGUAGCUGUGUUACGAACAAUGCAAAUUAUCUUAUGGAAAAACACAACAAUAUCAACGCUAUAUGUCCUAACACAAAAAAGUCAACUGGUUUCGGGACACCCAACCACAAAAUUAUUGAUAUACCAUGCAUUACUAUAUACGUGCACGUAAAAGGUUUGACACCAAUAACAGAAGAUCCAUUUCCGAAGCAGAUAUGUGGAUUUCAAACUGAUGUCACCGAAGAAAAAUUGUCACUGUUUCAUGGGGGACCACAUGAUUACCACAACAAUUUGAAAAUGGGUACUGCUAUCCAUGCAAACAUUAGAACACCAACCGGGGUUCUUGGUGGAACUCUAGGAUGUUUUCUAGAUCACAAACAAUUCGGGUUAUGCUGUAUAACUAGUUCACAUUUUGUCUUGAAUGCUGCCGAAAUAAGACGAAUUCAAAAUGAGGACGGUAGUUUUGACAUGAGGCAUUUACAAAGGCAAGUUUACCAACCAUGUGGCGUAAUAAGUGAUAAGUUUUCAUUCGGCCAACUUAUAUCGGUUGUAUACAGGGAAGGAGAUGACUCAUCUCCUGGUGUGGAGGCUGCAUUGAUUCAGAUAUUUCGAAGACCACCUAUGAGAGGUGAUUUUCCAGAUGCUAACAAUUAUGCUGAUGCAGGCUUUGAUGAAAGCCAUCCACUGCUGUUCAACUCCGGAAACGUGUGCGAUGUAUGUCAUAAACACAAACACUUAAUUGUGUACAAGUUUGGAAUAAGCACGGGCUGCACAAGAGGUUGCCUUGGUUUACACGGUGGUUCAAUCCGAAAAACCGAAGUGGAAGAAGAUACAUGUGUGUAUAAACUGCGUAAUCAGUUGGAAAUUUUACCUGCUGGUCGUACACCCUUCGCAACCGAAGGGGAUUCUGGGGCGCUUCUUAUGAUUCAGGAUUACGCGAAUGAUUCUACAGCCAUCGGUAUUGUGACUGGUGGGUUUUCAAAUGGGACGGUAUUUGUGACGCCAAUAUGUGCAAUUCUAGAUGCUUUUGGUUGCCCACGUUCCUUAAAAUCAUUUGCAGAAACUGCCAGUCUAACUGACUCAGGCACAUCCAGUAUGCCAGAGGAAAUGGAGGGUAUCGCUAGUACACUAGUCUAAAUAUUCAUUAUGCAUAUCAUAGUGUGAUAAUGCACAACAUUUCUCUGUCAAAUGUAAUUAACGGAAAUUGCAUUCAAAGAUGUCUUUUUCAGAAUAUUUUCAAUAAACGGAUUUUUGUUUGGUUCAGCAUCUGACCAUUUACAAUUAGUUAUGUUCACUCAGCGCAUAACAUAGCAGUGGAACUAAAAAUACAUGUAGGUACUACCUAUUUAGAUAUAUGUGUUUUAACUGCGUCAAAGUACAUUGACUGACAAAUGUAUUAAAUUAUCAUUUCCUGAAGAAAAAAAAUUGAUCCCUGGUAAAUUAUU